Messenger RNA from Penicillium macrosclerotiorum, 2127 nucleotides. RefSeq lists its product as uncharacterized. The record is from RefSeq and is a predicted model, not a curated record. Bases 1 to 2127 code for a protein of 708 amino acids. Lineage: Eukaryota; Fungi; Ascomycota; Eurotiomycetes; Eurotiales; Aspergillaceae. The transcript has 2 exons.
AUGUCCGCCAUGGACUGCGGCACCGCUAAAAUGCCUGCCAGCGCGUGCUUGCCGGCUCGAAUUCAAACUCAUAUCAGGAACCAGGGCUCUCAUUCGUCUUCUUUGAGCCAUGAUGCCAUGACUUAUGAGGAACCUAUUCCAUCGCCACGGAGAUGGUCGCCUACAUAUCAACCACGACGGAGAAGCAGACAAAUCCCACCGCCACUCUCGUUCGCACAGUCUCCGGCACUACCCCGACUGGAAACAUUAGAACUUCCAGCAACACUACCUCGUCGACCAGGGGAUCGCGGCCCCAUAAUAUCGCCAUUUCGGUCGGUGCGCCGAAUGAAAGAGCCUUUUCAAUUGAUGCUACCCAGCUCGCCGGCAUCUGCUUCCUCACCAGUGUCAACAUCCUGUGACGGCGCACCGCCAUUUGCUCCUAGAUCCAUCAGAUCGUCCAAGGCGCCGGCCGGUCAUACUCUGCGAACGUGGCGGUCGGACCAGAACCUAACAUCAGCAAGCAUGGCUGCAUUUGGUCUGCUUCCCAGUCCUCCAAUUUCCGAAUCUAGACUUGCAAGCACGGGCCCCGAAUCGUCGUACUUUGAUUCUAAGAGUGACGAGAAGGCCGAGACUGAGAGCAUCGCGAGUGCUCCAGAUCCCCCGGAUGAUUUGCUAGAAGACGUUCCUCUCGAGAGCCACGAAGACGACAAGCUCUCUUAUCAAGUCUACCGACCUCCCGGGUGGCAGGAACCCCCGAUAGAACAACGGCGAACAGAUGUUACAAAUGUCCAUGAGGCACAUUCAAAUCUCAUUCGACAGUGCAAAAACGCAAACGAAAUCAACUCCACAGACAGGAAGCCCGACAAACCGCCCGUGACGGUUACUUCACCUAAGUCGGUGCCUAGCACUACGGAGCCAAUGCCAGAAGGCUCUCCCAGACCUCAACGGCCAAGAACCACGACUGUUUCAAGCGAAGCGAGUUGGAUUCCAAGCAACUUCUCUUACUGUGAGACAUGGCUACAAGGAGUACCUUUGGAUACCCUCAAUGAUAAAAACAACAAUCCCAAAGAGUUUAAUCGUCGAAAAUUCCAGAUUGUGGAAAAGGAUCCGCCAAUGCCGAAGCCUGAGGUAAUUCCCGGAGCGCGGGCUCUAGAUGAACCAGUUAGAUUUGCUGUCGCUAGCAAACCAAAACUUGUUCAGAUCGCUCGGCAGUCGUCUCCGUCUAUAGCUCCCUCGCCAUCUAUAGCUCCGCCCCCGUCUCUAGUGCCACAGAACGUCGCUGUUCCGAUGACACCGGAUCACCGUCAAGAAGUGUCCGCUUUUAGUCCAGACACUCCACUUGAGAUGUCUGACAGCGGUUACGGUACACGGGAAUCCGGUUAUUCCAUGGACAGCUAUCCGGACAGCAAAGAUGACGACGCCUACACUGAUCCAGGGUCUUUGACAUCCGAUAGCGUGACUUCCACUGUUAUUGGUGAACAGCCGGACUUUGCGCAGGGAGAGCGCGAGGCAUCACCACAGCCAGAAAUCCGAUCGGGCAGCGUUAGCCCUAAAGCCUCACUGCCCUGUCAUUCUCCUCGGCAGCCCUCACAUACCUCCGAUGAUGAUAAAGGAGAAAAACAGCGUGUAUGGGACCAUGAGUGGACUGUUGAUGACCAUGAAUGGACUCUGGAUGAGCUCGACCAUUCCGUUAAGGACUUUCCUCGUCACAUGCUGCGCCUUACAUCGCCUGUCAUCGUUUUUCUACGAAAGAAUGACGAAAAGACUCUUCUACGCCCUUUUCGAACUAUUUUCCCUCAAGUUGCAGAGAACCUACUCGACUGUCUCUGUGCCGCACUCCUUGCACGAAAUUACCUUCUUUCCUUAGCCACUAUCCACAGACGUAAGCCGUCUAUCUCAGCCAGAAAUGAUGCCUAUGCAGUGGACGGCAUUCCAACCAAGGCGUAUUCUACGCUUGGCAUCCAAAUUCCCACCGCCUCUCCAGGCCGAAUCAGUAAACGAGCUCUCGGCUCUCGCUCUUCAGAGCUUUGUCGUGAUGUCGAGCGCAUCGUGGACAACCUACUGUUCGCUAUUUGCGGGCGUUCAGAUAGCACUUUGAAAUCUGCCGUUGAGGUCUUGGCUCAAGUUCUCGAGCACAACUUUCAUUGA